Messenger RNA from Ixodes scapularis (black-legged tick), 927 nucleotides. Its product is annotated as tetraspanin-33-like. The transcript is spliced from 3 exons. Bases 1 to 927 code for a protein of 308 amino acids. NCBI's taxonomy places the organism in Eukaryota, Metazoa, Arthropoda, Arachnida, Ixodida, Ixodidae. The record is from RefSeq and is a predicted model, not a curated record. Gene Ontology annotation, cellular component: membrane.
AUGCCCCCCAAACAGUCCAGGAAACAGCGGGAGCCACAGCAGCGAGACUGGCCUGUGUCCCACGCCCCCGUAGCCCAGCCUUCGCCCAGCAGCUCCUCGGAGACGAUGCUGGACGUGAACCCGUACGUACGCUACCCACUGCUGCUAGUCAACAUGGCGCUCUGUUUCCUGGGGUCUGGCGCCGCUGUGCUCGGAGCCCUUACCAUCGUCGAGAGCUGGAACUCGAACGGCGACCUGGUCAUCCUCAAGAAGCACAGACUCCAGGGGCUGACGUGGCCGGUGCUCGAGGUCGCCAUCACCGUGGUCGGGACCGUCCUGGCCCUAGCCUCCUGCUGCGGCUGCGUCGGGGCGCUGCGGGAGAACAGCUUCCUGCUCAAGCUGUACUCGUGGUUCCUGGAACUGCUCGUGGCCGGCUGCAUUCUGGUCGGCAUGUUCGUCAUGCUCAUGCCCGGUCAGCUGCUGAAUAUCGUCCGGAGCACUCUCUCGGAGUCCUUGGUCGUUCACUACAGGGACAGCGCAGACACGAGCGCGUUCGUGGACGCUGUGCAGCGACAUCUGCAGUGCUGCGGCAUGAGCCACCAGAACUAUCGCGACUGGAACAAGAACUUCUACUUCAACUGCAGCACGGCGAACCCGGGCUUCGAGCGGUGCUCGGUGCCAUACUCGUGCUGCAAGAACGCCUCGAGCAGCCGGCUGGUGAGCGUCUUCUGCGGGCGCAACGUCCUCAACAUGACUGAAUCGGACGCCUGGUACCUGGUGCAUCGGACUAACUGCCCGGACUCGGCGCGCAACUUCAUCAAGCAGCAUGUCAUGAUCGCCGCAGGGGUGUGCCUCGCGCUCGUCGUGGUGCUCGCCUUCGCCGACCUCGUCACCAACGCCAUCAUCGACGAGAUUAAGGCCAUUCGCCGGUUCUAUAACCAGCCCUAA